This is a messenger RNA of Tympanuchus pallidicinctus (lesser prairie-chicken), 6617 nucleotides long. RefSeq names its product argonaute RISC component 1 (gene AGO1). The record is from RefSeq and is a predicted model, not a curated record. Gene Ontology annotation, molecular function: protein binding; RNA binding. Bases 80 to 2653 code for a protein of 857 amino acids. Lineage: Eukaryota; Metazoa; Chordata; Aves; Galliformes; Phasianidae. The transcript is spliced from 19 exons.
GUGCGGCACCGGCCCCGGCCCCGCGCCCCGGCCCCGCCCUGCCCGCGGCCCGGCUCGGAGCGGCGCCCGCGUGGAUGGGAUGGAAGCGGGACCUUCGGGAGCAGCUGCAGGCGCUUACCUGCCACCCUUGCAGCAGGUAUUUCAAGCGCCGCGUCGGCCCGGGAUAGGAACUGUUGGGAAGCCCAUCAAGCUCUUGGCCAACUACUUUGAAGUGGACAUUCCCAAGAUCGACGUGUAUCAUUAUGAAGUGGAUAUCAAGCCUGACAAAUGCCCCCGCAGAGUCAACAGGGAAGUCGUGGAGUACAUGGUACAGCACUUCAAACCUCAGAUCUUUGGCGACCGGAAGCCAGUCUACGAUGGGAAGAAAAACAUUUACACUGUUACGGCCUUACCCAUUGGAAAUGAGAGGGUUGACUUUGAGGUGACAAUCCCAGGAGAAGGCAAGGACAGGAUAUUUAAGGUCUCUAUCAAAUGGAUGGCCAUCGUGAGCUGGCGCAUGCUCCACGAAGCCCUGGUGAGCGGGCAGAUCCCUGUGCCUUUGGAGUCUGUCCAGGCACUGGAUGUGGCCAUGAGGCACCUGGCUUCCAUGAGGUACACCCCGGUUGGCCGCUCCUUCUUCUCCCCCCCUGAAGGCUAUUACCACCCCCUGGGAGGUGGCAGGGAGGUCUGGUUCGGUUUCCACCAGUCCGUCAGGCCUGCCAUGUGGAAGAUGAUGCUCAACAUUGAUGUUUCUGCAACGGCGUUCUACAAAGCCCAGCCUGUAAUUGAGUUCAUGUGUGAGGUGCUGGAUAUCCGGAACAUCGAUGAACAACCGAAGCCACUGACAGACUCACAGAGAGUGCGUUUCACCAAGGAGAUCAAAGGUUUGAAGGUAGAGGUUACCCACUGUGGGCAGAUGAAGAGGAAAUACCGUGUGUGUAACGUGACCCGGCGGCCGGCCAGCCACCAGACGUUUCCCCUGCAGCUGGAGAGCGGUCAGACAGUGGAGUGCACAGUGGCUCAGUACUUCAAGCAGAAAUACAACCUGCAGCUGAAAUACCCUCACCUCCCGUGUCUCCAGGUUGGCCAAGAGCAGAAGCACACAUACCUGCCCUUGGAGGUGUGUAACAUCGUGGCAGGCCAGCGGUGCAUCAAGAAGCUCACAGACAAUCAAACAUCAACCAUGAUAAAAGCAACGGCCAGGUCUGCCCCAGACAGGCAGGAGGAGAUCAGCCGCCUGAUGAAGAAUGCCAGCUACAACCUGGACCCAUACAUUCAGGAGUUUGGGAUCAAGGUGAAGGAUGACAUGACGGAGGUGACGGGGAGGGUCCUGCCGGCGCCUAUCCUGCAGUAUGGAGGCAGGAACCGAGCCAUUGCAACUCCCAACCAGGGCGUGUGGGACAUGCGAGGGAAGCAGUUCUACAACGGCAUUGAGAUCAAAGUCUGGGCGAUUGCUUGCUUUGCCCCGCAGAAGCAGUGUCGAGAAGAGGUGCUGAAGAACUUUACAGACCAGCUGCGUAAGAUCUCCAAGGACGCAGGGAUGCCGAUCCAGGGCCAGCCCUGUUUCUGUAAAUAUGCCCAGGGUGCAGACAGUGUGGAGCCCAUGUUUCGGCACCUCAAGAACACCUAUUCAGGGCUUCAGCUCAUCAUUGUCAUCCUGCCAGGAAAAACACCAGUGUACGCCGAGGUGAAGCGUGUUGGGGACACUCUCCUGGGAAUGGCCACGCAGUGCGUCCAGGUCAAGAAUGUGGUGAAAACCUCCCCACAGACCCUUUCCAACCUCUGCCUCAAGAUCAACGUCAAGCUUGGCGGGAUCAACAACAUCCUAGUGCCUCACCAGCGCUCUGCUGUCUUUCAGCAACCAGUGAUAUUCCUCGGGGCUGAUGUCACUCACCCACCUGCUGGAGAUGGGAAGAAACCCUCAAUAACAGCUGUUGUGGGCAGCAUGGACGCCCACCCCAGCCGCUACUGUGCCACGGUGCGCGUGCAGCGUCCUCGCCAGGAAAUCAUUGAGGAUCUGUCCUACAUGGUGAGGGAGCUCCUCAUCCAGUUCUACAAAUCCACGCGCUUCAAACCCACCAGGAUCAUCUUCUACCGUGACGGUGUUCCCGAGGGGCAGCUCCCACAGAUCCUUCACUAUGAGCUGCUAGCAAUCCGAGAUGCCUGCAUCAAACUGGAAAAGGAUUACCAGCCUGGCAUCACUUACAUCGUUGUCCAGAAAAGGCAUCACACCCGCCUCUUCUGCGCAGACAAGAACGAGAGGAUUGGGAAGAGCGGAAACAUCCCAGCAGGAACAACAGUGGACACAAACAUCACCCACCCUUUCGAGUUUGACUUUUACUUGUGCAGUCAUGCAGGCAUUCAGGGUACGAGCCGGCCCUCCCAUUACUACGUGCUCUGGGAUGACAACCGGUUCACGGCAGAUGAGCUGCAGAUCCUCACGUACCAGCUGUGCCAUACCUACGUGCGCUGCACUCGCUCGGUCUCCAUCCCAGCCCCGGCUUACUACGCCCGGCUGGUGGCAUUCAGAGCCAGGUAUCACCUCGUGGACAAGGAGCACGACAGUGGCGAGGGCAGCCAUAUAUCUGGACAGAGCAACGGCAGAGACCCCCAGGCCUUGGCGAAGGCUGUGCAGGUUCAUCAGGACACUUUACGUACCAUGUACUUUGCUUGAAAGCCUAACUUUUGUUACCUCACUCAAGAAAGCUUUCAGAUUUGUAGGAGCCAUACAAAAAAGGAAGCAUUGGGACACCUUGUUUUUUUUUUUUCCAAUGAGAAAUCACUGCAGGGCAGGCAGCGUCGGUUCGAGGCAGGAGACCAGCACCACCGGACGGGAAGAUCCAACACCUCGGUAGGAUUGGAAGAGACUGAUUAUUUUUUUAAUUUUUUUCUGGCUUUGCAAAAUUUUGACCUGACCAAACACCUGAAGGCAUUCGAGGAAGGGAUAAAAGUCCCAGGAGGCGGAAGCAGGUUUUCAUGUUUAAGAUGCAAUACUAGAGACUCCUGACUGUGAAAGGCGGAUUUUGGUCCUCCGUUGCCCAUCAGGCGCUGGUAGGUAUUUUUUGUGGGGGUUGGGGGGAGGGGAUUUUUAGAGCCUUAAAACAGAAGACUAGAUUUAUAAAACUAAUAUUUUAGAAUACGAGAUGCUUUAAUGGGUUAAGGGGAAAAAAAACAGCUAGUUUAUAGAUAACUCUAACACUAACAGCUCCCCGCCCCCGAGUUCCCCCCAUACGACGUAAGGCACCCUAGCACUUAGAACUGAAAACUGUCUUCCUUGUGUUAAAAGCUAGUUAGCUGCUGCCAUUUGAAGCAACAGUCACAGACUUUUCCGUGGGUGAGUGCCUUACUACGAUGCUGCAAAAUUUCAAUGUUUUUAAUCUUGUAAGGAAAAUAGUAAUCUUGUCUUGAUGGUGGUCCAUAUUUCCAUCGGAAGGAGUUAAUUUCUAUGGUCCUGAGUUGCAGUUUGUGUUAGAUCACAACCUCGUGGUGGUUGAACUCCGUUGAAAGAUGUGCACUUUCAUAUAGGACACGUUUGAUGGCUGCUGACCCAUUUUUGUUUCCAAUGUACUACUUGUUAUUUAAACCCGUGUCUGACAAAUGGGGGCCCUGUCAUCCCAUGAGGACAGAAAUCGCUAUCAGUUUCUUUUUUUCUUUGUCUUGUUUUUUUUUCUCCUCGAUUUCUAUGAUGGACACCGGGAUUUUUUUACUGAGCAUUAUUUUUAUACGAUACCGAGUCUGUUGCCAAAUCACACGAGUCAUUCACAUCCUCACAGUUUACAUCGCCGCGCUCGCACCUGAGGUUCCCAACGUUUCCUGUGUGUUGCACAGUGUGGCCGUGCAGCUCGGGGCCUCUCCACCGUCGUGCUGCUGUCUUGUGCUGCUCUUUGUGUCGCCCUAUCGCCGAUUUGUGCGCGGGGUUUUUGUUCUGAAAGCACACCAGAGGCGUUCCUUAGGCAGGAUGAUCAAAUCCUUGUUCUCGCCGUGGGGAAGCUCCUCCCGAUCUCUUUUGGACAGGGAGAAAAAAAGCCUUGUUUGUUUGUUUGUUUCCAGCAGUAACGUGGUGGCUGCUUUUCAGACUCAUUUUGCUGCACAGAAUGACCAUCAUGCACAGCAGGGCAGCAGUAACAACUCAUUACCAAUGGCAUGUGGGCAGAUGGGUGGGUUUUUUUUCUAUAUGAAAGCUUUGCACAACGCUUCCUUGAAGAGGGAAACUGUGUGCACUCCUACCGAGCUCUCAGCAGAGCUCUGUCACCAUUUUACUGCCAAAAGUGUUUCUAGAGCAGAUCUGUCACCAGCGCUGCCCCUUGUCAGUGCACGGAUGGAAGCACACCUUUUGUUUUCUGCUUUCUGAUGUUUAAACUCGCCUUGCCUUCAUGAAAUCCACUCUUUGUCAUGCUGGCCCGUUGAUCUGUCCUAAUACUGGGAAUUCACUCUGCCUGUUUUCUUUCUGGGCAACGUGUUUGUGAACAAUGAAGACAUCAAUAUGCUAUGCAAACUAAGUGCUGAGCCCACUGAUGUCACCCUUGGUGAAGAUCCUACAUUUAGCACAGUUGUCUUUUUCCUCAAGACUGCAGUAUUUGGUUCACGUUUUCCUUUGCACCUUGUGUCAAACGCCACUGCUGUCUGUCUGCAGGGUGGUGGGGAGGAGACCAGGAGCUCUUCGUGGUCAGUAGGGUGUGAAGUCUUAGGAAAGCUUUUAGAGAGCAGGGAAUGCCUCAACUCAAAGUGUCAACGCGAGAAGCCUACAUUCCUAUACACAAGUGCCUGCAUAGUGACACAAAUCCAGCACCUCUCCAUUUCAUCCUCACACCUCUGGCUUGUGUUCCUCGAAAGCCAAACGCUCUCAGAGGGGCUGUGCCUGCUCACCUCGGAUGAGAAAGCCCCUCGUUAAGAACCACACCGGGGUUGAGGUCCAGGUUCUCUGUCAGUGGCUUUGUUCACCAGCAUUACAACGGAACGCACCCAGCUGCUGGCGGCAGCGAGGGCCGAAGGUCUUUUGGUUCCUAGUUCUUCUUGUAGUGUUUUAGUUGGGUCUUGAAUCCUGAACCGUCUUUUAGGAGCUGUGGCAUAGCGCGUGCCAUUUUUAACCCUUUGAAAAGAGAUAGUGUGGGCAUUUACAAAACAGCUUGUUGCUCUGUAACAUUUUUUUUUUUAACCUUGAGACUUGAAAUGUAAAAUGGACCUUUAAGAUUUGCACUCAUUUGUAAGGUGGCUGUUCAUAGAGAACUAUGAAUGAAGACUUGCUGAUGUAGCACCUACUUUUAACAGCAAUUUUAACUACACAAAAGCUUCACAGCUUCUGAAAUGCUCAGCUGGUGACUUGCAGAUCGUGUUCUGCCCUUAUUUCACCCUCUGCAUUAGGUUUUCACGGUCUUGAUUCAAUAAAGAAGCCAAACUCAAUAGCUGCUGUGCCCUUUAAGCCGUAUUUCCACUUUGAAGAUGUUUAGGAGGGGUGUGAUUACCCGCAUGUUUUCUAUAACAGACUAUGCACUGUACCUCCUGCGCCGCUCCAGCAUUCAGUAUUUCUACCGUUUUCUGGCCCAAGAUGCACCCAGAUAAGUGCAUGUUGAGGUGCUGUGCAUUUUGCUACCCGUAGCAGAUAGCUGUUAAGCCAGAGGCGUAUCAGGAUUUGUAGUUAGCCACAAACCCCACGCCGACAUCCCGAAUGGCUCCGAGUCUCUCUGCCUUCCCAGUGCGCCCGCGUUCCUUCUGCAACUGGAAACAUCGCCAAGUGCAUGCAAGCCUUGUGGGAAGAGGAAUAACUUCCAUUUACCUGUGGGUUGUUGGAUGCUGUUUGAUUCCCUUGUCUCAUACCUGGACGUGACGGGGGCAGUCGGGGCGUCCCGAGCCUCUGACCUGAUGCCUGGUGUCACAAAGCAUUCAGCGUUGCCUCGUGGAAGGUUUUCUUCUUGGAAAAUGAGCGUGAAUAAAGAAAAGAAGGUCGUUCUUUUAGGAAGGGAAGCCAGACAGCAGGACAGCAAUAAACACAAUGAAAUUCAUAUCUUGCCUGAGUGAUUUGCACUUCAAUAGUUGUGAAAGAAAAUUGAUGGGGACUCCAGUGCUUUUGUGUUCAGUUCUAGCCCCUUUCGUACCUCCUUUAUACAACAAGUGUUGAGCUGCACACGGGGUGUUUACAAACACUCCUUGGGUUGUGAUUUUUCUUGCGGUUAUUUUUUUUGCUUUAGCUUGAACUCUGUAUGGUCCAUUUGUUGAAUAGAUGUGAACAGUUGAUGUACAGUACUUACUAAACAAGCAGCAGCACAAAACUUAUUUUAUUAAGAAAAUAUGGCGUAUAUUUUAAAGGUUGGGUAUCAACUUUGGUGUUUUUUUUCUUUUUUUGUACGCGUGGAAUUCAGACUGGUAAAGAGUAACAAAACCCCUGGAUUAGGCCAAAAGGUAACGCUGUAAGAUCGUAACCACCUCUUUAUUAAAGAAAAUGGGAUGAUUAAAGAGCUCCAGAACAUUGUAUUUAUAUUUGAUUUCAUCGCUUUUGUGGAUUUAUUUUUUUUUAUUUUAAGGUUUUGUUUUUUUUUUUGCCUUAAUCCUGAUUUUUGCUUGCAACUUUGACUUUGCAGUCCCAAGUGUCUGUUACCCUGUAAGUGUUGGCAGAAGACCUAAAUAAAAGCAAUGUGAACAUG